UUCACAACCAUUUGACCAGUUGACCUUUUUCUCUUUUUAGCAAAAGCAAACACUCCCCAGCAAACCACUUUCCCCAUUGCCAAUCAUCCAUUCCUGGGACACUGACUGAGUCUGACUCAUCACUCCGGAUGAUGCUCAGGGCUCAUUGGCAAUUGAUGGUAAACCUUUCAAUAACGUUGCUUCUCCUGCUACUUCCGCCGUUGCAGGUGAUUUGCCUGUCGUCUGUAGCUUCUGAGGAGUACCAUGGGUGCAUGCCAUCAGUGGAAUGGCAGACCAUAACGAAACGCAACUACUCUUCAGAGAUCCGUCUCCAUCCUCACCUUCUUCUCCUGGUUACCGUUCCAUGGUCUGGAGAGUCUAGGUCCCUUAUGAAGGAAUUAGGUCUUGCAUUGAACAGUGAACGUUUCAGAUUUGGCUCCCUAAAGCUGAGGGUCCUAUUUAGAAACAAUGAGAGAACUCUGGCUGAAGCUCUCGGUGCUAACACCGGAAUCUCAGUUGUAUAUUAUCAGCAUUCCUUGUUUUACAAAUACCGUGGGAGACUCAGAGCUCACAACAUAUUAUCUUCCAUCCAUUAUGCUAUGUCAUUACUGCCUGAAGAACUUCCUCUGAAAUCUGUGAGCACAGCAGAAGAGCUGAACGUUUUUCUUGGUUCUACUGACAAGGCUUUACUUCUCUUAGAAUUUUGUGGAUGGACUCAGAAAUUGCUGGCCUUGGGAAAGAACAAUGGAACAGAUAAUGGGUUUGGUUUCAAUGAUGAGUUCAAUAGAACAGUUGUCAAUGAGAGUAAAAUUCAGAAGGUGUGCAGUUAUUUUUCAUUAUGAGGGAACAAUAAAUGAGAAGAUGGAAUGCGAUAUUGAUGACAGGAGUGGUUUCAUUCCUCAUCUUAACAAGUUUUCUUUAGGAAAUGACAUCACUCUCUUGGAGGCUGAGUUUGUGUCUCAUGGCGCAUCUACUUGUGGUAAUAAGGAAUUCGGGCAUUUCAAGUCUUUCUUAGAAAAAACUGUGAUAGCUGCAAGGGAGUUCUUUCUUCCUCCUGAGAGGCUAAGAUUUGGUGUAGUUACCAAUAAAUCACUGCUUUCCAUGCUAAAUGUUGAAGAUCCAGGGUCAUGGUUGAUGACACUGCAAGUUGCUGGAUGCCCAACUUGUUCAAUUGUUUUUAAAGAAGGUGAUGAUCUAAAAAAUGCAAUACAGACUCAAGUGUCACCCGUUGCAGAGGUCACCCUCCUAUACCUUACUUCUGAGUUGGAUAUAUUGGGUAUCUUUGGCUUGGCUUUGUUUAAAGGAAGAAAUAGAGAAGAGAGAAAUGGGCGAGGAAGAGAUUGAGAAGUGAGAAAUAGUAGAGAGGUAGAUUCUGUGUGUUUUUUGGCAGGAGAGAAAUGGAGAAGAAAAAGCUCGAAGAUGAUUCAGAUGACGCAGGGCUCUCUCUUCCAGCCCAUAAGCCCUCAGUGCUUCUUUUUGUUAAUAGAUUCUCAGUUUCGUCAACUUUGAGAAAAGAGAGCAAGAAAGCUAUUGAUGCCUUUAGAGAGUUAGCACUCCAUUAUCAUUAUUAUAACCUCGAGAGUAGAAAAGAUAACCGAAUUUCAGAAAUGGCAUCUGUUAAAGCACUUCAAGCAUUGAGGAGUACUUCUGAACACCAUAGAAUAGAUCUGUUUCAAGCAGCACAAAAGAUAGAUGCCAAUGACAAGAUGUCUUUUGUUAUAAUGAAUGAUGGAAAACAUGUCUCUGCUGAAAACUUCGCUGAUUUGAAAGGGAGUUCUUUCCAUGAGAUAUUGACACAUGUGCUUAAGCAGAAGGAGCUGAAGUUAAGCACAAUUGCUAAAGGUGCAGGAUUCCAACUCUUAUCUGAAGAUCUUAAUAUCGAACUUGGUGGCGCCUUUGCAGCGCAGGUCAGUGAUCACCCUGACCACGCUUCUGAAUCCCCCACAAGUAUUGCGACUACAGGUGCUCAUGAUUCCGAGUCUUUUUGUAACAAUGGGCCUUCUAAUGUCCAAAUAGAAAAUGCUCAACCGUUAGUAGUGCAGGCAGAAGAUCAGUCUGAUCAACCUCCUACAGGAAACCCAGAAUGGGUUCAAGAAGAUACGUUGGACUUAGAUGCAAUUCAGGUGCUACAUAAGGCAAAUCCUUUUCAUGGACGGCAUAUGCUGCAACCAGAAGUCCCUGCUGCUGAAUCUUUUGAGCUAUCUAGUGACAAGAACUUUAUUGAAGAUCCUCAUGUUCAAGAAGCAACAGAUGGUUCAGGAAGUGAGAGGAUCUUUGAGAAAGAUCUCAAGGUAGAUGAGGAAGAACGCAAGGAAGAACAUGAAAAAGUGAUCAACUUGGAAUAUGCGCAAUCUUUAGCGGUGCAGACAGAAGUUCGGACCAAUAAACCCUCUGGGGGAGACCCAGAAGGAGCUCAAGAAGCUAUCGCUUAUGGAGAGCAAGUGGCACAGCCAGAUCUCGCUGCCUCUGAAUCAUCUAAGAAGAAUACUAAAAAGAAUAUUAUUGAACAUUCUCAUGUACAAGAAACCACAUACAGUUUGGGAAAUGGGAAGAUAUUUGAGAACACUCUUGAGGUAGAUGAGAAAAAACAAGAGCAAAAUUUCAGAGGUUCCUUCUUCUUUUGUGAUGGUCAGUACAGAUUACUUAGAACCCUAACUGGAGGGUUAAAGGUUCCAUCUGCAGUAAUAGUAGACCCCACUUUGCAGCAACAUUUUGUUUUAGCUGAACAAGAAGCUUUCAACCAUUCUUUGCUAGCUGAAUUUCUUGAUAGAUUUAUCAGUGGGAGUCUUUCUCCAUAUCAACAAUCUGAGCCUUUUGCUCAAAGUCCCAGGCUAGCCCCAAAACCACCAUUUGUCAAUCAGGAUUUUCAUGAAGCAGAUUCUAUACCUAGAGUAACAGCAAAUGGCUUUACUGAGCUGGUUCUUGGAAACCAUUCUGACUCUACGUAUGGUAACAAUUCUCGGAGUCGAGAUGUCUUGGUUCUUUUCAGCAAUACUUGGUGUAGUUUUUGCCAGAGGAUGGAGUUGGUUGUUCGUGAAGUAUAUCGAGCUAUUCAAGGAUAUUUAGAUUUGCCUAAGACUGCAUCUAGUGACUAUAAAAAGCCACUGGCUGAUGAUGGUCUGAAAAAUAUCAUUGCGAAGCUUCCAUUGAUUUACUUGAUGGAUUGUACAUUAAAUGACUGCAGUUUGAUUCUGAAACCUUUGUUUGAGAGAGAAGUUUACCCAUUGCUGCUGUUAUUUCCAGCUGAGAGUAAGAAUCCUGUUCGCUAUGAAGGAGAUGUAGAUGUAUCUGAGAUCAUCAAGUUCCUUGCUGAAAAUGGCAAUUAUUCUUACGGCCCCGCUAGGGAGAAAAAUUUAUUUACCUUUUUAGAUCCAUUAAGGACUGGAGCUGGAGGUGAAAUGGACCAGCUAGUGCAAAACAGUGCCUCUUCCCUAAAGAAUUUAUACAAUGAAGUUUUACUGAAUUAUAGAAUGCCAAAAUCAAGGGAGUACACACAAAUAUCAUGCUCUUUGAAUGAUUUGCAUCAAGCACCCCUUGAAGUGGUGGUUGGUUCCAUGCUAAUUGCAACAAGUGUACUCUUGAAUUCUCAUCCAUUUGGUGAAUCUAUAAUUCUAAUAGUGAAAGGUGAUCACAGCUCGGGAUUUCAUGGUCUAGUUCUGAAUAAGAGGAUGAAUUGGGAGUCUUUGGAUGAAAUGGAUGAAGUUUUAGAAUUUGUGAAGGUGGCUCCUCUAUCUUUUGGUGGUCCUGUAAUAAGGCACGGAAUGCCUCUUGUGGCUUUGACAAAAAGACCUAUACAAGAACAUCACCAUUAUUACCCAGAAGUCCUUCCAAACAUAUAUUUCCUUGAUCAAAUGGCCACGCUUCGCUUGCUAGAGAACAUUAAAUCCGGAAACGAAUCUGUCGAUGGAUUCUGGUUCUUUUGGGGAUUUUCGAGUUGGGGUGGGAAUCAAUUAGUGAGUGAGAUUAUGGAAGGAGCUUGGACAGUGAACAAAGGCAACGGGGAGCAAAUAGGGUGGCCUUCGAUGUAAACUUCAAAAACCCUCUCAUUUCACCUCUCAAAAGUUGCUUUCUAUAUCCUACACUCGUGGACUGCAUACCAAGAAACUUUAAUACGAACCAAGUGGCGUCUGUCUUUGAUGCCUUAUAUAUACAGUAUACGUAAUUAAAUUGAAUAUGCACAUUUUCAACGAUCCCAUAUCACUGCAAAUAUUUUCAAUAUAUCCAUUUAAACUCUACCGUAAUCUCUGUUAUCAAACAAUUAAUUUUUGAUUUUGUGCAAACAAGUUGGG
This is a messenger RNA of Cuscuta europaea, 4268 nucleotides long. The record is from the annotation of a GenBank genome assembly. NCBI's taxonomy places the organism in Eukaryota, Viridiplantae, Streptophyta, Magnoliopsida, Solanales, Convolvulaceae.